GUACUGCCACCAGCAAUAAGCAGAAGCAGCGAGACUCGUUCUUUUUUCUCCUUUUUCUUCUUCCCUCGCCCCGCUUGUCGACCGACGUUCGUCGUCGUCGUCAUCCAUGCCUUGUUGCCCUGCCGUGGCCUGCUUGCUCUGCUGCCGCUGUGUGUUGAAUUCACAUUCAUUUCGUGCGAUGUGAAAAAUAAAAAUGGCUGUAAAUAUCUUGAUAUCUGAGCGAUAUCGGUGAAAAAUAACAAUUUGAUGGUGUUUUUCGGAAAAUUUCAUCCCAAAACUUGGUGUCGUAGGUGGAGUUUUGUGCAGCGGAUUGAUGAGUAGUGAAAUUUGAUGGAUUUGAGCUGGCGGAAGUGUUUAUUUGGUGAAGUUUCAAACUUUUCGUUUCCGUGCGGCUUUGAGGUAGGGUUUUCUGGUGGAAAUCAGUGGUUCAGUCGGGUUAAUUGUAGUGAAUAAACUUAAAAAUUGAAUACUGCUUGAAGGUUUGUAAAUGAAACAUCGUAUGGAGGAAGAAAAUUAAGCGUGCUAUAAUCAUAAAUCAAAAAGGCAAAAAAUAGAAAUUAGUGCCGGUGCGAACAUCUGCGUUCGAUUAUACAUCUCAUGUGAUGAGAGGGAAGAAAAAUAUCAAAAAAGUCCCAUUAUUUCUCUCGGUACCUGUACAGAGUGCUAAAGAAUAAUUCAAAUAAUCGAUAUCGUUAGUCGUGAGUGCUACGGGAAGCGGCACAAAUAUCGGAAUCUGGUUUCGGAGCGAAGCUCUGCAAUCAGUCGCUGUGUAGUGCUUAUGUGUAAGUGAAAACAAGACCCCGACUGGAAUAAGAGGUAAAGGGGGAAAUUGGAGGAAGAAGGGAAAAAAAACAACCCAAGAAAUGUUUCCCAAGUGAUGUGAAGAGUGUGCAGCAGCAGCAGCAGACAGAAGGAGUCACAAAUCACGUGCAAACGCGGAGUAUAGCUACAUAUCGAAUAGUAGCAGCAGUGUAGAAACCAGGGGAGAAUCGCGCAAAAUCUGGAAUUCUCUCCCUGAGAAAGCCUGGGAUUGGUGUCAUAGUUGUCGUCGUCGUCGCGGUUGAAACUCGCACGACACUCAUACACCUGUCAAGAUUGGGAAGAUGGACAAAGAUGGUGACAAGAAGGGUGGUGACAAAAAAGGUGGGCAAUCCGGAGCCGGCUUGGGAGGCGCAGCCGGUGUUCCGGAUCCUGCCUCACUACUUGACGCUGCUUCGUUAUUUGCCUACUGGGGUCGCGACCCGUCGGCGAUGGCCGCAGCAGCAGCUUCGAACCAGCUCUUCGGUUCCCAGUUCGGGAUGCCUGGUGGACUAGGAGGCCUAAUGCCAAACGCCGCCGCCGCAGCAGCAGCAGCCUCGGGUGGUGGCUCGGAUCGCUAUUCGAUGUCCCACUCGCACCCGAACACGAUGGCCGUGGCCGCCUCACAGGCAGCCUCCCUUGCCGGUUUGCAUUCCAGUUGGUGGUCCAUGGCUCAACUAGCUGCCCAGGACUACUUUGCGCGACUGCAAGCAUCCGGUAUGUCCCAGCUACAGUUCCCGCACGGUGCAGAUCUGAGUGGUGCGUUUCCCGGUGGUCUAGGGCUUGGAGCGAUGGGUGCUGGCGGUGCGGGAGCUUCCGGCGGUUCCGGCAAUGCCGGUGGAGGCGGCGGAGCUGGUGGAUCUAAUGGAAAAGGCGGCGGUGCUGGCAAGGGGAAAAAGCGAGACCGAAGUAGUAACAGUGGCAGUAGUAACGCAAGUGGCAGCGGAGGCACUGGCGGAGUGAAUUCCUCGUCCUAUAAGAACUCAUCUUCCCCAUCCGUGUCGCAGGCGGCAGCAGCCGCAGCCUACAAACAGUCCCUGUACAGCCAAGCUACCCUGCACAAAGAACUGAUGGCCAUCACGGCAGCGGCUGCAGCAGCACAAAAUCAACAGCAGCAAACUUCCUCGGGUGGAGGAGGCGGUGGUAGUGGAGGUAUUGGUGGUGGUGGUGCACAAUCCUCAUCAUCCAAAUCGAAAUCGUCCUCGUCAUCUCACAACAACAGCGGUGGAAGUCGGGGAAGUAGCAGCAAUAUUGGAAAUGAUGUCCUGUCGCUCACUCGAGGAUCCUCGCCAUCGGUUAACUCGUCCAAAACGCAACCAACACCGAGUGUCACCAUCAGUGCCAGCAAUAUACCCAGUUCGUCGCCCGGUAAUCACCUGCAAAAUCUGUCCCGAUCCGGAAAGGAUUCCGGCAAAGGCGGCGGCGGUAGCAGUUCGGUGUCGGAUUUAGGUCUCAGUGCAUCAAUGAACGCACUCAACACACUAUCUCAGUUUGGUAAUCUGGAUCUGUCCACCCAGCAAAACGUCACGGCAACGAUGAAUGCCCUGGCGGCUAGUUCUGCUAAGGCGAAGGAUUACAUGUCCUCGGGAAUACUCAAUGAUCCGUCCUCGUUGCUAGGAGUACGUCUGCCACCGGACACGGAAAUCAUCAAGUACACUAGUUCAAUCGUAGGCCCGAAAGUACCAGGUUCGACCAGUCGUGGACGUAAGAAACCCGUAUCGUUAGAUGAAAGUUCACUUUUUGCUCAAUUACACGGUUUAAGUACAGCCAAACGAGCGAGACUGGAUUCGAAUGAUUUCGGACAGCAGGGAGGGCCGGGUAAUUCCGGGCCCGGUAGCGGUAAUAACAACAGCGGUGUUGGUGGUAGUGUGGGUGGCAACUUAUCCGGCCACGGAGUGGGGGGUUCUGGUGGUAAUGCCGGAGGUGCUGGAGGAAACAAUGAUCGAAUCGAAGUCAUUAAACUGCCUCCCACGAUUACGUCCAAUGGUGUGUACAAUGCUGGAAAAGGAAAAGACCAAAUAUCCGAUCCGGUAAACGAAUGGGCCGGACUAAAUCUCAGUUCUAAGUCUUCAUCGUCGAUUGCUUCUUCGUUGGCAGCUGCGGCGGCGGCUGCCGCUCAGGCGGUUGUUAUUGACCAACAGGACGACGCGCCACUUAAUCUAUCGAUGAAACCUUCUAAGUCGUCCGAAAGUCGCGAUUCGCCAGCUCCACCGUCCGGUUCGUCGACGCCCAGUGCUAAUAGCUUGCAGAGCCUAAGCACAAUCACGGCCGCUUUGGGAGCUUCUGGUGGAACCGGUUCCUGUAACUCCGAUACGCCACGAUCCCGUCGAAAAUCCAACAACAAGAGCCGUUCGGCUGCUGCAGCCUAUGCGUCCUCGCUGGCCACCGGUGCCUCUCUCGGUGGCAGUGCUUCAUCCGGUGACAGCAAUAGUGCUUUGAACAGUAGCAUCAGUUCGCUGCUAUUGGCUGCCAGUGGCGGUGCUGGCGGCGGCGGCAGCGGCAGUGGCAGCUCCGCCACCAGUGGCAACGGAAACCAAACGGCCGGUGGAAGCGCUGCCACCGGUGCAGCAGGUGGUGGUAGUGGUAAUGGUGGAGGUAACGGUGGCGUCAGUGGUGUCAACAACCAUUUAGCCGCCCAACUUGGGCUCAACAGUUCCCUGUCCGAGCUGUUGAAGAUCUCCAAUUACGAGGAGUACGAUUAUGCGGCACUCGCUGGAUCUCAAUUUAAGGAAGGCCGUCCGCGCAAUCUUGGCCGUGGGGUUUCCAAGCCGAAGAAGAACACGGUGGCAUCUCUGUUAGCUCAGAGCCGUGCCGUUGGGUCGAAACCGCUGACCGCUCAGCAGCUGCUUACGCAGGAAGCUGAAAUAGAAAAACUUCGCCAAGCAAUGAUCGAAGCUAGUCAAUCGAUGGACAGUACCUCCAACACUAACACCGAUAGCGAAAGCGUUGCCGAAAGUGGUAUGUCCGAAUCGGAGGGCGAAGAACAAAUUAAUGUAAAGGAGUUGCGAGUUCCGCUGGAAAAGGGCUGGCGCCGAGAAACGGUUAUACGUGGUUUGACGAAGAACGGUCAGAUCAAGGGAGAAGUGUUCUACUAUCCACCGCAGAGUUUGAACAAGAUGAAGGGAAUGAAUCAGGUGCAACUGUAUCUGGAUCAGUUUAAGCCGAAAGACUUGACGCGGGAUAAUUUUAGCUUCUCAGCGAAGGCUAUCGUUGGAACGUUUCUCCAGCCAGCUCCUCCUCCCUACGCAACCGAUGGCGAAUUUAUCAAGAUGACUGACGCGGAAGUUGCCCGUAGGUUAGAGGAGCUUAAAAUGUUCACUAGGCACACUGCGUUGGGGGUUGAACAACGAAUCGAAAUUGCCAAACAACAGCAGGCUUUGAGGGAUGCCAAAAAGAUGGCCAAGGAUGAAAUCAAUAAGAUCAAGGAAAAGGCACGACAGGCGAAAGAGGCGGAACGCAACGAGCGAUUGGAACAGCAAAGAAAAGAACGGGAAUUGAAAAAUCAGCAAGCUUUGGAGGCUAAAAAGAAGCGGGAAGAGGAACUUGCUCGUCAGAAGGCUGAAGAAGCUGCUCGCAAACAACAGGAGAAAGAACAAAAACGACAACAGGCUAUAUUGCAAAAAGAGCAGGAACUCGCCAAACAGAAAGAGCUGAUGUACGCGGUUGAAAUGGAACGGGAACGACGGCGGCAGCACAUGGCCCUAAUCAAGCAACUAGAACUCAGACGAAAGUUCGACGAAAAGGAGAAAAAGAAACAUCAGGUGAUCCUAGACAAACUGAUUCAACGUGAGAAGAAACUAGCAAUGCGAAAACGUGACACCAGUAUCCUUCAGGAGUUAAGAAAACCACAGGAGGAUUCGGAAAUUGGUGACCAGAUCGAACUGCCGAACCUACCGCGCAUCCCGGGACUGAAGCUUACUGGAACCGGUUUUGCCGAUUUGCUGAUGGUGUUCGAAUUCCUGCAUAACUUUGGCGAAACGCUCGGUUUCGGUGAGUCGACGGAUAUGGAAUCUCUGCCCACGCUGCAAUCGCUUCACGCGGCGCUUACGUGUGACAAUGCCAUCGACGCAGAGGAGGAACUGCUUUCCGUCAUGACCCAUCUGCUGGUGUGUGCUAUCGAGGAUCCGGGAAUUCCUAACCCCGGACGGCAUACAACGCUACUAGGGCAAACGUUGCGUCAAGCCGACAUUACCCACUCGAAUGUGUCGGAAAUUCUGCGGAUAUAUUUGUACGCGGUUGCGAUCGGAGAGGUGAAACAGCAAAGUGGCAUUAAUUUGGAGCGAGAGAGGGAAAGGCAUCAUCUACCCACCGAGGAGGAUAUCAAGACUGCCAGCGAUAAGAACAGACAAUUUUACGGCCUGCUGUCCGAAAACGUGCGGUACAAACUAUCGGAGCUGUUGAAGGACAAACCUUUUGUGUCGAUCAAUCCGACAACAAAGACGCAGAUUCUUGCCAUGCUGUGCAAUGAUCUGCUAUUGAAUAAGGCCGUCUGUAAGCAGAUUGAGGGUAGUUUGGAUGCCCAAGCUCAGCUUAAAAAGGAACGGUAUUUGCUGGAUAAUAAAAUUAGGAAAUACAAAAUGCUGGUUGCGAGAAAGCAACGGUUUGAACAGUACGAGAAAGCUCAAGCUGCUGCGUUAGAAAAGUCACUUUCUAUGAAGGCAGCUGAAGAAGCCAAGAGGUCUGAGGAAGCGGCUGCAGCAGCUGCAAUCGAUGAGGGAGGUGAAAUAAUAAAUUUAGAUGAUCCACAAGGGGAGGAGAAGACUGAAGGUUGCGAAGUUGUAAACCCGGAAGCAACACCUAUUGUUUCGGUAGCGGCUGAAGAUGAAACUCCUGUAAUUGUCCCCCCAGUAGAAGCAGAAUUCAACCAUAAAGACGAAACGCCUCUGAAUCCUAACCAAGAACCUGCUCCUUUGAACAACGGAACAAAUACUCCAAUGGAGGAAAGUCCUAUUAAAGUCCCACCAAACCCACAGCUUAAUGAUGAAUCGAUGGUCAAAUCGAAAGAGAUGAGUUUCUCUGAAAUGAGCGAAAUCUCGGGCCUAAACAUAUCUCAGCAGCCUUCCACUGCCGGUGAUAUGGACAACCCAUUUUCCAAGUCGAUGAUACAUGACGCUCCAAGUGAAAGAAACUAUGACGACAAUAGUGACCUGGAAAGCGAGGGAACGCAGCUGGAAGAAGACGAAGAUGCACAAUUGACUGCCGAGGAAGCACAAAAGAAAUACGACAAAAUUCUUGAAGAAUCCUUCCAAAACAAACAACAACUGGAGAACGCCCUAAACCAGUUACGUGUUAAGUGCUACGGUCAAGAUCGUUACUGGCGUCGAUAUUGGAAUUUGUCCAAAUGUGGUGGUAUCUACGUGGAAGCAAUGGAAUCCACCCAACCGGAUGUGAGCAAAUAUGAAAAUGCCCUCGAGGAGGCAUAUGCUAGUCAGGAGGCGGAAUCAGCUGCAGUAACGGCUGUGGCAGAUGCUGAAAUAGCAGCAGCCGUGGCGGCUGACAAUAUUAUUGGAAUGGAGAACGAAGAUAUUCCCCCGGAAGAUGAUCUACCUCGUUUUAUUCCUACGAUAGCAGAUAUUGUUAAGCGGGAUCGCGAUAAAAAUAAGGAAAACAAGGAUUCCAACGAGUUUUCGCACCACAUCGGAUUAGAGGAUCGCAAACGGAAACGGUCGGGCCGAAGUAAAAAGAAACACGAUUUCUACAAUCAAGAAAGUGCGAAUGACAGCGAAUCACAGGAUGUUCAAGAGGAGGAUAAUUCCAGGACUAGCUUCAGUAAUUGUGACGAAAGUAGAACGGAUAUGCAGUCGGAAGUUGACCACCCAGCGUCGAUAGUGACACCGGUAGAAGAAGCAUUGAAAGCAUUGACUCCUGCUCCAGUCAUCGUUCCACCACCAAUGGUUCAGGAACCUCCGGUACCGGCUCCUAUUCCGUUGGGAGUAAAGAAAAAACGAGAAGAUGAUCAUCUUAUGGACAUCGAAGAUUCCAUCCCGACUGCUAUUCUGGUGCAGAAGGGCAACAACCACGAUGAAACGAAGAUUGUAGAGGUCAACAAUCAGAUUGGCGGAGUCAACGUGAACCGGCAGCAGGAUGAUGGUGAUGUACAAUUGGUGCAGGAGGAAACGCCUACCAUCACCAUUCCGGACGAUGACACCGAAAGUGGUGAUGCUAAUCGCCAUCAGCCGGCGUCAAUGAUGCAGCAGGAAGGUAUCGACCAGAACUCCAUGAUGAUGAUGACCGGUGGUGAAAUCGUUGGAAGCAACUGUGAUAUUAAGCCAAAGCUGGAGAAUGGUGAAAUCGGCUCCGGCUGUGAAUCGGGUGAAGACGGCUUUAAAGCUCUCUAUGGUCAUGAUGUAGAGAUGGUUGAACUGAAGGAGGAAAAGGCUAAAGCCGAUUACAAACACGACCUGAAUCAAUAUCUGAUGGAACGGUGGUUCUCUAUUGUCGAUAAAGAUUUACCACUAACUAGUAUGGAGUGUCCGCUUCCUUCUAUCAAAGGAACAACUCCUGCCUCAUUAGCCCGUCAAGUAUAUACGAAUAUUACUUGCCGGGAAAUUUGCCAAAUCCAGGGCAAUAGGUGGGACAUUGGCAACAAUAUUCAAUUUUUCAGUGUUCCUUUGGAGAGAGGUGUUGAAAUUCAUUUCAAAAAUGAAUCCAUACUGUCGCUUUCCGGGCUGGACGAGGAUGAAAUGAACGACGUGAUUGCAAAGAAGGUGAAAACAGAGCCUGAUCAGCUGGUUGAUUUGAAACCAGUUGCAAAACGAGAGUCCAUCGAUGAUAAUCAUGCUGAAAUAAAACAUGACAUCAAACAAGAAGGGGAAUCGGAAGAGUUUGGAUCAUUCUCACUUCCUGCCUACAUGACAUUAACACUGAGUAACUUAACUGCCUACGUUCAGUGUGAUCAGUUCCAACCUUUGCAAAUGACUCCAGAGGAAAAGAAACAACUGGAAGAAAUCAAAGUACGUGGGUGCUUGCAGAAACCGGAAGUUAAACCAAUUAAAAAACAACUUUGCCACGGUUGGUGGAAGAUUAAUGAAAUCGAAGAAUUGAACGAGUUCAUCAAAACGCUCAACCCACGAGGAGUGCGCGAGCGUAGUCUGCGGCAGAAUCUGUUGGAAUCUCUAUCGGACAGUGUGAACCUAAGCACUCCUUAUCCCGUAGCGCAUCCGAGAACGGGUCCACCAUCAACAAGUGACUGGAUUGAAUCCAAACCAUGGAAUUCGUGGAAUCCUGCGAUUGCUCGCCGUGUUGAGAUUGCCCUACUCGAUCAGAUCGAAGCCAUGGAGGACAAGAUUGCUUCCGCUUCGAUGCAGAUCAAGGGAUGGCAGAUACCCCAGCGAGAUGGAGACAACGAUAACGACGUCGUGGAGGAAGUUACCAUCUAUAUUCUACGGGAACGAAUCGCUGGACUAGAGGCGGCUAUCGAGAGGCGCUAUCUCAAGCCGCCGCUGGGAAUCAAUACGACGGAGGCACAAAUGGCCGUCAUCGCACAGCAAGAACACAAUCAUAGCACGUCGCUUGCAAAUGCGUCAAAUUGUUCAAAUAGCUCGGAGGAUGAGAAUAUUCCGAAAGGUUUAAUGUCAUGGCGCGACGCGGUCGAACGAUCAGUCACUACCGCCCAACUUUCGAUGGCACUGUACGUGCUGGAAUCGUGCGUCGCGUGGGAUAAGAGCAUUAUGAAAGCGAAUUGCCAGUUCUGCCAGUCGGGUGAACAGGAGGAUAAGUUGUUAUUGUGUGAUGGAUGCGAUCGGGGUUAUCAUACCUAUUGCUUCAAACCAAGAAUGGACAAGAUUCCUGAUGGUGAUUGGUACUGUUUCGAAUGUAAGAAUAAAGCUACCGGUGAUCGAAAGUGUAUAGUUUGUGGUGGCCAACGGCCGCCACCUUUAGGUAAGAUGGUCUAUUGUGAGUUAUGUCCUCGGGCAUACCAUCAGGACUGCUAUAUUCCACCCAUGCUAAAGUAUCCUCGCGGCAAAUGGUACUGCCAGAACUGUAUCUCGAAGGCACCUCCUAAGAAGAAGCCCCAGCGUAAGCCUAAAGAGAAGCAAAACCACAACUCCUCGUCGUCGCAGUUGAACCAAUCCAGUUUGAGCAAUCAAUCGGCCAACCAAUCUUUGAACUCAUCCCACGAAGAGAUCCCACCGUCGACGACGCCCACAGCCAUACCCGGAACACCGGUGCCCAAUAAUCCCAUCUCGAAUGCAAAUACCACUCCCCUAAGUCCAGCACAUUCAGUAGCAUCCACGAGCCAUGAAGAGCUGUCGUCGACUACUGCCAUCGUAGCCCAGUGUUCAUCAGUGAUGCCAACGCAGUUAGAUUUUAGUCAUCAGCAGCCUCACCACCAUCAGCAGGCAAUUGCAUUUCCACAGCAAGCAUACUCCAAUCUCGAAGGGAUGCCAUCGUCCAAUGUACUCAACAGUUUCCAACUGCCAGCACCGCCGCUGACCAAUAGCUACGAUCCGCAGCAGCAGCAGCAACAACACCAACAACACCACCAACCACACUAUCAGCAUUACUAUCAAUCUCAACCGCAGCAACAGUAUUACGCGCAACAGCCCCCACAAAUACCCGACUACAAUGUAUACGCCCAACAACCGCCCCAGCAAAUGAUCCCAGAAUCUCAUCUGUACCAUCCGGCUGGCAGUAGUGGCAUGGCUGUUACUGGCAUAGUACCUCACACUAUUCAACCCAACGAUAUCAACAAUAGCAUGGAAAUGAACAGCCUAAACGCGUCGAUGGCAAGCCACGAUGGUUCUCAGUACGAGAGUCAUCACACACCGCAGCAACCCUGCCAGGAUAACAGUGGUAGCAGUGGGGGUAGUAGUAUAACCACUUCCACGCCAACCCCUGGCUCCGGUUCGGCCGGGUACUACUCGCCAUCGAGUGCGAAUGCGUGCGCUUCCGGUUCGGGAUACGACUCGGAAAAGCACUGCGAAUCGUCCGAGGAACUACCUCCCCACUCUAUGUCCGCGGGCAGUUCACACAAGUCGGAGAAGAAAGAUCGAAAGGAACGGGAUGAAGCGAGAGAGCAGGCCAAAAAAGAGAAAAAAGCCACCAAAAAGUUGAUGAAGGAGUUGGCCCCCUGCAAGACGAUACUGGAGGAGAUGGAGGUGCACGAAGAUUCUUGGCCAUUUCUUCUACCGGUGAAUACAAAGCAGUUUCCGACCUACCGAAAGAUUAUCAAAUACCCGAUGGAUUUAUCAACCAUCAAAAAGCGCAUACUGGACAUGAUUUACAAAUCCCGCGACGAUUUCAUCGCCGACGUUCGCCAAAUUUUCGAUAACUGUGAGGUGUUCAAUGAGGAUGAUUCACCGGUUGGUACGGCUGGCCACGGAAUGCGUAAGUACUUUGAGCAGCGUUGGGCCGAGCUGACCGAGAAACAUGCCUCAUGAUAUCACGCCGGCAGCGGAGCCGCCAAUCAGAAACCGCUAUCAGAAGCAGCUAAUGUUGCCGUAGCAGCAGCAACAGUAUCAACAGCCGCAUCAGGAGCAGUAAUGUCACAGGGCACUUCGUUGGAACAGGAUAAGGAAGGGGAUAUUUCGUUACAAACUUGUGUCGUACCACCAUCUCCGGCUGAUCAGGAUAUAGAUGAGAUUGCAGCGGCGAUGGAGGAACACGAAGAGCGAGACUAGCAUAGGCAGCAGCAGCAGACUUUAGCUGAUGAUGUGAACAGUAACCCUGCAGCAGGUUACGGGGGUGGUUAGAAGUUUUUUUAGGUUUACAUGAUUUCGUAUUAGAAAUCUCGCCAAGCGAGAGAUGUGCACCCUGUGAGAGGAAAAUACCGUUGCAGUAUUUUUUACGUUUUCCGUGUGUCUUCAGUACAUUUUUCUCAUUCUGUAGAAAGAUUUUUUUUGACUUAGUCCCAAAUACAUGCUGCAAACUAUCGAGUUUGGAAUAAAAAGAAAUCAGUAUUGUUCGGUAAACGAAAGAGAGAAUAUAGUCAUUUGAACUUGACGGAAGGCGUUUCGGAGUAAUUUCAAAAUUAAUUAAAAAUAUCAAAAAAAUCAUUACUCAACAUUAACUUAAAUGUAUUCAAGCAAGAAAAUAGACUGUUUUACAAGUAAUGAAACAAAAGAUAACUUAUUAAAACUACGAACUCCCUCUACCUUUAGCGUUAGAAGUUCAAACGAAAGAUUCCUUCUGAAUUGCAUCAAAUUUAGACUUGGCUGAAUAGAGAGACAUUGCGACGACCAUGGUAAGCACUUCAAAGUGUAUGUGAGUGAUGCUAAUCUGGAAUAAAUAACUGAUCGUUGAAUCCACAAAAAUACAAAUAUAUUUUUUAUCACAAAACUUUAUUUCCAACCCAUGAAAACAGAAAAUAAAACUGUGAAUACGUUUGUAAUUAACAAUCGUUUGCUUUGGGAACCCACACAGAACUUUGUGUUUCCACAGCGUGGGAACACGUCGAAACUGACUUGUAAAUAAUAGGGUUUAGUAUUUUUACCGUUAAGUGCAAGAAGUUUUUAAAUAAGAGCGCAGAUCUAUUUAUAAGAAUAUGAGUAAUACAAAUACUUUUCACCAUCUUGAUCGGUGGUAAUUAUAAUGCGAAAGAAAGUGAUAUCAUUAAACCCAGGCACACUAAUUUCACACAAUCUGUUUAGUUUCUGAUUUUUUUUCUUUCAUCCUCCUGCAAAGAUGUUUGCUUGUGAAGCAUUGGAGGGAUAUGGUUAGGAACGAAUAAAUUCCACUUGAUAUUUUGUUUUUGGUGGAAAUUAAAAAGCUGCUACAAUAACUAAUUGAUAAAAAAAACUAAAUCAUUGUCUUUACGGGAAUAAAGUAGAUCAUGUUUCAUAUUUAUGAAAAGAAAAAUCAAUCACACUAGAAAUUAUGUGUAAUUUAGGUACUCUGUAGGCCAUUAUCGUACGAUAUUUCUGUACAUUUUCGAUUAAUUUUAUGCCCUCACUUAAUACAAUACAGAUCAACUCAUAGCGAACAGCCGAGUUAAACUAUAUUUAUGAAAACACAAUGGAACGGCAGCGAAUAUGAGAAUUGGAAGCAGAAACCAACCAACAAUGAGUAGUUAACUUUUUGGCGUGUAAUCGCCAGUUCAAUGCAAAAAGAGUAACACAAAUAAACGCAGUAGUGAUUCAAUGUGAAUAUUAUCGAUGUACUGACUAGACUAUGGUAACUGAACACCGCGAGAUUCGUAAUCCACUGCUAACUACUAUGAUAUAGUGUGUUGUACUAUUUGAAUUUUCUAAUAAUAUAGUGGUAGUUUGCUAUUUUUUGUGUUUCCGUAGCAUUAUAAUUGUCCCCCUCCCCCACACUGUGCGCUUUGCAUUGACUUACUUUUAUAAUUUAGAUAUUUACGCUCGCUAGCCAGCUGAAACGGAAGUAAGUGGUCAUUGAACAUUAAUGAAAAUAUGUUAUUAUAUAUGUACAUAUUUUGACAAUUUCGCAAGUAAGGUAAUAAAUAGAAUAAAAUUA
Molecule: messenger RNA, 12216 nt
Organism: Topomyia yanbarensis
Lineage: Eukaryota; Metazoa; Arthropoda; Insecta; Diptera; Culicidae
Gene: tou
Exons: 29
Coding region: 1104-10181 (3025 amino acids)
Molecular function (GO): DNA binding; protein binding
Source: RefSeq, a predicted model, not a curated record